Molecule: messenger RNA, 3352 nt
Organism: Saccostrea echinata
Lineage: Eukaryota; Metazoa; Mollusca; Bivalvia; Ostreida; Ostreidae
Product: APOBEC1 complementation factor-like
Exons: 11
Coding region: 387-2192 (601 amino acids)
Cellular component (GO): nucleus
Molecular function (GO): mRNA binding
Source: RefSeq, a predicted model, not a curated record
UACAGAGCAAUCUCUUGUGAUUAUUUAUCAAGUUAGUUUAGUGAGGAAAUAAACAUACAAUAAAACCAUAAAAUCAAGGUAAUAUGUUGACAAAUUGGCAGGAUUGAAUCGAUGGAGCAUUCUGAAUAAUUCGUAUAUCCCUACAGAAAAUGUUUGGUAAUAUUUGUUUAAAAUUUCACAAACGGUGCAUAUUUCAAGGUGAAACUGAUAAGCUUUGAAAUAUGUUGACUUUGAUCGUCAAACACCCCGUCAAGUUUUACCACGUGGGUAAAUACUCAACCAAUGGGAAAAUGAUUCUAUUUGUUGACCUAUUGCACGUGGAUCAAUUUAACCGAAAUACGCAUGUGUAAUAACCUUGUAACCCGUGAACCUGCCGUCUGCUAAGAAUGACAGUCCCUGGCCACACGUCGAAUAUGGAGGAAAAACAGCAAUCUGUUGCGGGUACCCCGAAUGAAGCAAAUCUGCUGAAAUUAAUGGAACGUACAGGUUAUCCAAUGGUGCAAGAAAAUGGACAGAGAAAAUAUGGCCCCCCACCUGAUUGGAAUAAGCAAGCACCUCCCCGUGGAUGCGAAAUUUUCGUAGGUAAAAUACCAAGAGAUUGCUAUGAGGAUGAACUUGUUCCUGUUUUUGAACGCAUUGGAAAACUUUAUGAACUUAGACUUAUGAUGGACUUUUCGGGAAGCAAUAGAGGGUAUGCAUUUGUAAUGUAUACCACAAGGUCUGACGCACAAAAAGCUGUUCGGGAAUUGAACAACUUCGAAAUUCGCAAGGGACGGUUACUGGGUGUAUGCACCUCUGUUGAUAAUUGUCGUUUAUUUGUUGGUGGAAUUCCAAAAACAAAGAACCGGGAGGAAAUUUUACAAGAGAUGAAAAAAGUCACAGAAGGAGUUGUGGAUGUGAUUGUGUAUCCCAGUGCAGUGGACAAGAGCAAAAACCGUGGAUUUGCAUUUGUGGAGUACGAAAGUCAUCGGGCUGCGGCUAUGGCCAGAAGAAAAUUAAUUCCUGGGAGAAUUCAGUUGUGGUCCCAUCAAAUUGCAGUCGACUGGGCUGAACCUGAGCAAGAUGUCGACCCAGAGACGAUGUCCAAGGUGAAAAUACUGUAUGUUCGAAACCUGAUGUUAAGUACAACUGAAGACACUAUACAAAGGUUUAUGAAUUGCAAACUAGGAAAGGACAAUGCAGUAGAGCGUGUGAAGAAGAUCAAGGACUAUGCUUUUGUCCAUUUCAAAGAUAGAGAUGAUGCUCUUCAAGCCAUGGAACUGACCCAUAAUGCAACUCUUGAUGGUGCCAGAGUAGAGGUUGUUUUGGCAAAACCUGUAGAUAAAAAUGAUUAUAGGAACUAUACCAGAGGGAAAACUGCUUUACAACAGGAUGAUAUUGAAGAGGCUCUAGAAUCACAAUUAAAACAGCUUUCUUUUGAGGCGUUUGGUGGAUACAACAUGUAUGGUGAUCAAGCCAUGUUUAAUCAAGUUUUCCAACAUCCUGGCAGGGAAUUCCAAGGUAGGACAGCCAUAGGAAUUCGAGGUGCCCUGAGAGGAAGAGGUCGUGGAGCGGCUGGAUCUAGGGGAGCAGGGAAUCAGAGAGCUGGGUUCAUUCCUGGCGUAAUUGGCAGGGGUCUGCGAAGGUAUCCUUAUGAAGACCGUUUAUAUGAUUUGCUGCCUGGCAUGGAACUGACACCUACUAACCCUAUAACACUCAAACCACAAACUGUCAAACCUCCAACACAGAUUUUAGAUGACUUUUGCCAAAAGAAUGGCCUUGGCUCUCCAAUUUAUCAACUACAUUCCACUCUCAAUGGAGAAAGUCAAUUAUUUUUGUAUAAGGUUACUGUUCCAGCCUACCCAAAUCCUUUUCAACCCAACAAAUUAUGUCGCACUGUUGAGGAUGCAAAAUGUUUUGCAGCAGAAUUUGUGAUGUCUCAGAUGGGAAUUCCAAUGGAUGGUCCACCAGAGAUGCCCACAGGACCUGUAGUGGCUUCUGCACCUAUUGCUCCUAACCCAUAUCAAGGGAGGCCUAUAGGACCUGCUUAUGCCUCUAUUCCAAGUGCUGUGUCUGCACGUCCAGACCUGACUUUUGCUUCUACCAUGCCAGUGGUGACUACUGCACCUCCUUCUUAUGUUAUGGCACCAGGAGAGCUCCCACCACCCCCACCACCUCAAAUUGCUGGUUUUGACACAGGAUACAUAAAGUGAGAUUACACAUCCUCAUUGUUUGCGUGUGGCAGAUUUGCAUAAUAUAAUAUAUAUUUUUACUUUUCCCAAUAAAGGGUUUUUGAAAUGGAAGGAAAAUAAACAAAAUGAGAGAAGUCAGUAUUUUUGAUCAUGAUUCUGACAUUUAAUCUGCAGUCUUGAUUAGAGAAAACAAAAGUUGUAUUUUACAAUUGGUCAGGUUGUAUGUUUACAUUUUACUGAAGGACCUGGUAGGAGAUAUUGUGUCAUGGUAUUAUAUUUCACAUUGUUAUAUAUGUGUAUUAUUGCAUGCAAUUUUAAUGUUAAUUGUUGAAAUCAUUUUAACUUUUAACAGUGUUCUAUUGAACACAACAUCUUGUUCAUUUAGGAUUUUAUUCUCUCUUUUGAGAAACAUUUUUUAUUAUUUUUACAAAGGUGAAAUUCAAACAUAGAUACAUGUAAUAAAAAUCAGUGAAGAAUUGAUAUUGUACCACAAAGAAAAUAAACUUAGUGCUAACAAUUUUUUACAUUUGUAAUGUGUUGAGACUUUUGUGUCCACAGAGUUAAGUUUAUAAAAAGUGUCAUCUCUAUUGAGAAUUAAAGUCCCUGAAAUUUAGUUAACUGUGUGGUACAAUAUCAUAUUUAUAUAAGAACAGUGCUCUUAAUUCAUCGUUGAAGACUAUGUUGAUUCGAAAUGUUAUACACUUUACCCCCAGAGUGCAUGCCAUCUACAGUGCCAAAAGCCUUUCAUCAUGAACAUAUUAGUUUAUUAGGUAUCUGAAAUGCUUUUAAAAAAUGACCAAAAGAAACUGGUGUCUUAUAAAUAGUACUGAUAUUUAAUCAAUCAAAAUACUAAUUUAUGUUAAUAUGGAGAAAAAAGUUGGGAGUAGUUCUAUGAUAAUUUUAUUAAAUAUCAUCUCAUGCUUCUAUUACUAGUAGAUGCCACUCUCCAACUUUGCUAACAUUUUUAGAUAGUGUAUGCACACUCAAGUCAAGUAUACAUAUGCAGCACAAACUUGCCAGUUUUAUGGUUGUAGUAGCAAGGCUGUUAGUAAUUCUUAGAUUGAAGUUUCUCUAAAUCUGAACUGUUGAUGAUAACGAAGACUUAGUUGCAUAGUUAAAAGCAAAAAUUUUUAGCGUUUGUUGAUCAUUAAUGUUUGUAACUUUUUCAGUGAAUAGGUUUU